AUGUGUGAGACCAGUGAGCGUUUAGGUGUUUCAUUGCGGCCACCUUCAGCCUUCCCACACCGGGAAGCCGGGAAAACGCUGGAUGUAACAGAGUUACUGCAUGGAUCAGGAGGGGACGAAGGUGACAAUCCCCUACCUGAGAGAGUCCAUCUUCAGGCUAACGUCCAACUUGGGCCCAGCAGAACGGCUCCCGCAAAGAAGGGUAGCGAGAAGAAGGGCUGUUCUGCCAUCAACGAGGUGGUGACCCGAGAAUACACCAUCAACAUUCACAAGCGCAUCCAUGGAGUGGGCUUCAAGAAGCAUGCCCCUAGGGCACUCAAAGAAAUCUGGAAAUUUGCCAUGAAGGAGAUGGGGACUCCAGAUGUGCGCAUUGAUACCAGGCUCAAUAAAGCCGUCUGGGCCAAAGGAAUAAGGAAUGUUCCAUACCGUAUCUAUGUACAUUUGUCUAGAAAACGUAAUGAGGACGAGGACUCACCAAACAAGCUCUACACAUUAGUAACUUACGUACCUGUUACCACAGUCAAAAAUCUACAGACAGUCAAUAUGGAUGAGAACUAAGCUGCUGAGUGUCAA
Peromyscus leucopus (white-footed mouse) is the source of this 573-nucleotide messenger RNA. Its product is annotated as 60S ribosomal protein L31-like. Gene Ontology annotation, biological process: cytoplasmic translation. The record is from RefSeq and is a predicted model, not a curated record. Bases 1 to 558 code for a protein of 185 amino acids. Gene Ontology annotation, cellular component: cytosolic large ribosomal subunit; ribosome. The transcript has 2 exons. Gene Ontology annotation, molecular function: structural constituent of ribosome. NCBI's taxonomy places the organism in Eukaryota, Metazoa, Chordata, Mammalia, Rodentia, Cricetidae.